AUGUCCUGGUGGAAUCAUACCACCAUAAACGAAUUCAUUUUUCUUGGAUUGACCAACCAAACAGAGCUACAAUUACCUCUCUUCAUUCUAUUCCUAAAUGUGUAUGCUGUCACCUUAAUGGAGAAUCUGGGCAUGAUUUUACUAAUCAGAUUUGAUACACAGCUUCAAACCCCCAUGUACUUCUUUCUUAGUCAUUUAGCUUUUGUGGAUAUCUGCUAUUCUUCAGCCAUCACUCCCAAAAUGCUGGUGGAUCUUUUAGCAGAAAGAAAAACCAUUGGAUUUUCAGCCUGUGCAACUCAAAUGUUUUUGUUUGUGAUCUUUGGGAUUACAGAAUGCCUUCUGCUGGCCGUAAUGGCCUAUGACCGUUAUGUAGCUAUUUGUAAUCCUUUCCAUUACCCAGUCAUUAUGUCCAGGAAAACAUGUGCUUGGCUUGUAGCUGGUUCCUAUGCAGUUGGCUUAUUUCAUUCAUCUACACACACCAUAUUCACAUUUACUUUAUCCUUUUGUGGCUCAAAUAAAAUCAAUAAUUAUUUCUGUGAUAUCCCUCCACUGCUUCAGCUUUCUUGUUCUGACACCCAUAUCUAUGAGAUGGUUAUAUUUGCUCUGGUUAGUAUCAACUGUAUAACCACCACAAUGACCAUUAGCACCUCCUACACCCGCAUCCUGAUUGCAGUCUUAAGGAUAAGCUCCACAGAGAGUAGACAUAAAGCUUUUUCCACCUGUAGCUCCCACAUGACUGUAGUUGCCAUGUUCUAUGGGACAAUUUUCUUCAUGUAUCUACGACCAAGCUCCACAUACACUCUGGAUCAAGACAAGGUGGCCUCUUUGUUCUACACAGUGAUGAUCCCUAUGCUGAAUCCCAUGAUCUAUACCCUGAGGAAUCAAGAGGUGAAAUGUGCCCUUCAAAGAAUGAUUAGGAAGUCUGUUGUUGCAAAAUGGAAGAGCAGAACAAAAGAGACACUUUAA
Candoia aspera is the source of this 966-nucleotide messenger RNA. Its product is annotated as olfactory receptor 5AR1-like. Gene Ontology annotation, molecular function: G protein-coupled receptor activity; olfactory receptor activity; odorant binding. Gene Ontology annotation, cellular component: membrane. Lineage: Eukaryota; Metazoa; Chordata; Lepidosauria; Squamata; Candoiidae. The transcript has a single exon. The coding region runs from base 1 to 966 and encodes 321 amino acids. Gene Ontology annotation, biological process: G protein-coupled receptor signaling pathway; sensory perception of smell. The record is from RefSeq and is a predicted model, not a curated record.